Molecule: messenger RNA, 6858 nt
Organism: Schistocerca nitens (vagrant locust)
Lineage: Eukaryota; Metazoa; Arthropoda; Insecta; Orthoptera; Acrididae
Gene: bbg
Product: serine-rich adhesin for platelets
Exons: 19
Coding region: 1-4944 (1647 amino acids)
Molecular function (GO): protein binding
Source: RefSeq, a predicted model, not a curated record
AUGCUGCCGUGGCGUAUUCUUGGGAAGAAACGGGAGCACCGCUUCGCCCGCUUGCGGGAUGCGUCCUCCGCAGAGCUGCGAGAGAGGCGGGGUCUGUUAAGGAGGCGAAGCCAGAGAGAGUGGAAGGAAGCGGCCUGUGACGUCGGCUGCCGGGAAAGGGGCCACUGGGACCUCGGCGGCGCCGCUUCCGGACCGCAGCGGCAGAAGAAGCGGGCGCCGGCGGCCGGGCCCCGAGGUUGGCACUCCUGGCCGCGACGCCAAGGUCGCGCCUUAAUACGGAGCGCCGCGCCGCGUCGGCCGGCCGCUCUGACCUUGCCUGGCCUGCCAUCUGCACUGCGGGGAUUACCGGCACCUACUAUUCGCGACAUCCUCACCCACUGGUGGCAGUCUUGCUGCUGGGGUCUUGCUGGUCCCUUGGAGGAACUUCCGCAGUUGGGUUUCCGCAAAGCAGCCGAAGGCCCGGCAGCAAGCACCGCCCCCGCCACCCCCGCCGCGGCAACCACCGGUCCCUUCCGCGUUCCCGUCCAGCCCAGCUGGAGAGCUGGGCUGACCCAGAUGCGUCCGCGGUGCCUGGCAGGUACGGGAGAUGAAGCAGAGCUCUGUGAGCAGCAGACGGCCAGCCUAGUUGGGGCAGUAUGUGGCGGCGGGUGCUACCGACGGCGCGCCGGCCGCUGGACAAGGCGGCCGCUGUCUGCAGCCAACAGGGCGGACGCGAUGACGUCACACAGUGGGCGCAGGCGACGAGGGGCCCAGUCUGUCUGCCCAACUUCACGAGGAGCUCGUGAGCCGACAGUGGCUUUUAGUGGCCGCGUGACGUGGGCCACGCCCACCGUACGUGGAGUGCCCUGUCCCGCUGCAGUGAAAGCUGCACGUUCGUCCGUGUCUGGUGCGAUGCGGAUACCGUUACGCGACAACAUAAAAGACAAUAGGGAGGAGCAGGAGCCCGCUGGUUUUCUGCAGAACUGGCAGUGUCGACCAGGGGACGACGAUAACUUGGCGGCGGCACGGGUGUCAGGGAAUCCCGGCUGGAGAGCGGCGGCGCCAAUUCUAUUCUGUAUACCUGGUGACGUGUUUCUGGCUUGCAACACUUUGCCCGGCUCGCCUGGCUACUGCCGCAUCUCCCACAGUGGUGGGGCUCAAGCAGUGACGGGAGCAGAGGAGCCGCUCGCUGACGUGUUCCCUCUCUGUGUUGCAGACGAGUGGCGGCCGGCCCAGCAGUGGGAGGGCCACGUGAGCGCCGCCCCCGCCGCCGCCGACGCCCCCCGCAGCCGCGCAGGCGGGCACGCGAUGGAGGCGGCGCCGGACGCGACCCGGCCGCCCCCAGCGUCUCCCGUGCCGCCCCCCAGCGCGUCGCGACUGCCCCCGGACGGGGACGAGUUCCCCGCCUCCUACACCGACCCCCACCCACACCAGCACCCGCCGCCGACGCCUCCGGCUCUGCUCGACCACAAGAUGGACAGCAAACAACCGCAGCCGCCGCCGGUGCCCAGCAAAUCGUGGGCCGCGCCUGCCGCCCCCGCGCGGGACGCCGCCCCCGCACGGGACGCCGCCCCCGCCGGCCGGCGGCCGCGAGACGACGCCAGCGAGCGCAGCGUGCGCGACAAGAUAGCCAUGUUCUCCCAGCCCGGCGCCGCCCCCGCACCGGCUCCCGCGCAUGCGCAGCAGCCGGCUGCGGCGUCGCCGCUGCGGCGGCGCUUCAGCUCCGCGGCGGACCUGUCGGCGCCCUCCGCCUCCGCCUCCGCCGUCCCCGCCGCCCCCGCCGCCGCCCUUGCCAGCCCCGCGGGCGGCCUGUACUCGCGCGUGGGCGGCAGCCAGCUGGACGUGCGCACGUCGCCGCUGGACCGCUCGCAGAGCUUCCUCGACCUGUCCGCCACCCCCGCAGCCAGCGCCGCCCCCGCCGCCGCCCCAGCCCCCGCGAGGGAGCGCUCUGCCGACGCGCAGCAGGCCACGGCCUCGCUUCCGCGGAGGACGUCCUUCAGCGGCACAGGCCUGCUGCACUCGCGGUCGCAGAGCCUGCUGGACGUGCGCGCGCACCGCAACAGCAUCGCGGGGGAUCCCCGCGUCGGCCAGAUGAUGGAGCGGCGGCAGCGCGGCCUGUCCAAGCUGCGGGGGCUCGUCAUCCCAGAGCGCGUGCCUGAGCUGCCGGUGCUGCUGCCGGAUCUGCCGGAGAUCAAGUCUGUACCUCCACCACCUGUCUCUACAAGGAGCUCAUGGACUCCUUCUUCCUCAACUCCAACCAAGAGAACGACAGCGACAAACUGGACCCGGUCAGGUCUGUCCACGGCACCUCUGAACAGGCCAACCAGCUGGCAGUCAGAAAACGUGGCACCUUUAUCACAGAACCAUUUCAGUGCUCCAAAACCAUUAAGUGCUACAGCUGCAUCUCCAGUAACAAGCUGGAACCCAUCGACUGUGGCCACACGAGAGAAUUCUCGUCCAUCCUGGUCUUCAUCAGCAUCUGUUCCGAAGUAUUCACCUGCCUUCAAGCGAAAGAGCCUCUCUGUAAGCUCUUCACUCAGCUCGUCUCUGUCCUCGAGUCGCGAGGAGCUGCGGCCAUUGUUUGAGGGGACUCCUAACACCCGGCCACCACCGCUACCAUCCUCCAGACCACCACCACUUCAGCCACCUGCAGAACCGAAGUCAUUAGAAAGCAUCGCUUCAUCCCCUACACGCUCGGACAUCAGCUUUGACUUUAAAGUCGGCGCAGUCCGGAGCCCUUCUGCUGCACCGGAGACAGAUGUACUUACCCCUCACAGCAAAGGUGGUGGAGGAGAUGAUUCUGAUGACUCAGCAGUCAGUUCGAGUCGCUCGAGCCAGUACUCCCCACCGUCAUCACCACUACGUAGAACACUCGCUUCUGGCACUGACCAGUCGAGCCACACUGGGCGUGUGCUGAAGCCAAAGAGUGUGGAAGCCAUAAAUCGAAAAAAUGUUUUGUCGUCAGCUAGACACAGCAGUGGAAGAGACCUCAAGGCCGGCUCACCCCUGAUACAGCGAAAGAUGCCUGAAGACAGUGCCACAGAAGUAAACAGUGCUAUUGUUACACCUAUUGAAGAUAAUAGUGCCAUACACACACAAGAGGAGAAAAUACAUCAGUAUAGCCAGAACACAGAAAAUGUAAGCGAGAAGGGUGGGGCAGAAAAUCUAGUAAAUAAGGGUGAAAAUAAUAAUGCCAAUUUGUAUGACAGACCAGAUGAUGAUGCUACAAUUGAGCACCGACAUGUUGGAAAACAGGAAGUUGUUGAAGCUAACAUUAGAAGAAACAUUAAUAGUACACCAGUUAGCCAUUAUAAGACUGAAGAAAGGUUAUUCAGAGCACCAUAUUCCAAUUUUGACCAGAUGAACAGCACAUUGCAAGGAAAAGUUGAUGAUAGGAUUGCAAUGGUGCAUCACAGAACAGACAAUAGUUCUACUACUGUCAUUCGGAGAAGCAUGGAGAUCGUCACUUCAGUUGGACCAAGUAAAUCAACUGGUGACAAACAAGCUCCACACUGGAGCACCUCCAGAGAGCGACAUACUGGUUCUGUUGGGGACGAUAACAGCUCUUUUGCAGGUCAAAAAGAGGGAAAAAAUGAUGAAGUAAGAAGCAAUCUGGAAGCUCCUACUGACAGAUUUGAUACUAAGGAGAAAAAUAAUAGAUUGUCAACCAAUAAUAAUAAGUUUGAAGGUGAUGAAACUAGUAAACACCAAUUUGCAACUGCUCGAAGCAAGUUUGAAGACAGCUCAAUUGCUGGAAGGCCAACAUACCAGAAAUUUGAGGAGAGCAAAGUAUUUCCAAGGCAAAGGAAAAGUGAUGAAAAUAGUGCAGUCCUUCGGCGUCAAAAUGCCAUUGAAGACAACAUACUGGAGUUGAAUGGAAAUGACCCCAUCAUAGACAGCAAGUCUCCCCCCGUGGCAGCUCCACGCCGCUACGUGACUCAGUGGGAGGCUUCUUCCCCCGGCAACACGUCACCAUUAGAGAGCCCAUUAUCACCUGUACCUCCUUCAGUUCCUCCUAAACCCACCUCCAAAUUGUCAAAUGGAAGUAAUGGAAGCAUCACGAGGCAAGACUCAGGUCCUACACUCGUAAAGCACUUCAGAGGUUCCUCUCUGGACUCUACAGCCAGCGAUGACAACACUCUGCGAGAUAGUGUGCUCUACGGGAGUGUCUCCUCACUUUCUUCAGCUUCGAGCCUCAUAACACCACAGGAACUACAGCAGCUGAUGAAUGAGGCAAAUCAGAGUCUUGAUGAAAGUGGUUUAUGCAGUCCAGUCACAUUAGAAGUAAUAGUUUUGCAUAGGGAUCCAGCUGGCGGGGGUGUCGGUAUUACACUGGCUGGUGGAGCAGACUAUGAAGCCAAGGAAAUAACUGUACAUAAAGUUUUGGCAGGCAGCCCUGCAGAUAGAGAUGGGCGUCUACAGAAAGGGGACCGCAUUCUUUCAAUUAAUGGUCACAGCAUGAAAGGCGUCACUCAUCAAGAGUCAUUGCGUAUAUUGAAGUCUCCCUCAGCAGAAGUUGUGCUAGUUGUGAUGAAGAAGGGAUCAGAGGGCGUAUCAAGUCCAUCAUAUGAGGAACCCUCAUUUGGCCGUAAAAUGGCUCCAUUUAGAGUACUUGAACAGUUGAAAGAGAAUAGUGUUGAAACAGUAGUUACAAGUGGUGUAUUGCUGGACGGUAAUGAAGGUGGUCCCCCUGUGAAUCUGGUACUGUGCAAAGAUGGAGCAGGACUAGGCUUCAGUUUGGAUGGUGGCAGAGACUCACCACUUGGUGACAGACCAUUAACUGUGAAGAAAAUAUUCACAGGUGGAGCAGCUGAAAAGCAGGGGCAGCUGAAAGCGGGAGAUGAACUUCUGGCAGUGGCUGGCUCUGAUGUCACCAACAUGACUAGGAUUGAAGCCUGGACACUCAUGAAGAAGCUGCCAAGUGGUCCUGUCACUAUUUCUAUCAGGCCAAAAGCUGCAGUGUGACACUAAUUAGAAUGUAGGUUGUGCCAAAAGUGUGAAAUUGGGAUUCCUAAAAUAAAACUGUGGAAAUGAUCACAACAUAAGGUAUCAUCUGCUGCUUCACAAUGUUCAACGAGCAGCAGGUAGAAAAAAAUGCUUGAUGAAUGUGUAUCAACGUCAGAUGAUUCAGUGGUUUGCUAAAGUUGCACUGUAAGUGUUGUAUGUAAUAUAAGUGACAGUUAACUGUCACUGUAAAAUGCAGACAUUGAAAGAAACUUACAUUUCAUAGGGGAAUGUGUGCAAUGUGAUGUAUGCAUCAACAUAGUGUAUGUUUAUUUUAACUACAGUAUCUGAGUAUCAUACUACUAAAUCCUGUAACUUUGUACGAAGGAAUGGGAAAAUUUAUUUGGUGAAUUAAUCCAGCUAUGUCUUCCAGAUAGUGCUGUUAACCAUAGUAAAGAUGGUAGUGACAGUGAACUAUCAACCAAGUGUUUUGCACUUACUGACCUGGAAGGCAACUGCACAUAAAAUUGUUAUUGAUAAAUACAUAGAUAAAUAUAUAUUUUUAGGAGAAAUGUUACUGUUAGCAUGAAUAUUAUUCAUACUGUUAAUACAAUUGUGUUGUAUGUAAUAAUUUAUUGUUGUGUUAUUUCUUCAGAAUUUUAUAGAUACAGCUGCUUUAACUAUGGCAGCUUCAUCAAUGUAGAAAUGAAAUAUGUUAAAAGAAUGUAUAUAUUAAACAUUUAACAGUGCUUUGUAGCUCAUAUUUUAAUACUGUUUUCUUAUCUUUCCUAGGAAUAUCUGAAAUAUUAACUAAUUGUGAGAAUAUUUGCCACAUUGCAAUCAUCACAUACACCGAUGUUAUUUUUUUCAACAGGAACCAGACAAUUGUAAUGAGAUCACACAAAAUGUCUCAUAUUAUGUUCAAAGAGCAAUAUGCAAGCCUCAUUUUGUAUCAACAAAUGUCUAUUCUGCCCUGCCAGUUAGCCAUACUGAGGAAAUUUUAUAUCAGUAGAGUGACAAAGAAAUUAAAUGUUUUGAAAGUUUUUUGAAAUUAUGUCAUCUACAGUUUGAAACUUCCAAGCAGAUAUAGAUGUAGAUAUGUGUGACAGGUCUGAUUCUCGAACCUAUGUGUUUAUUCAGUACAAAUUAUUCUCUCCACAAAAAAAACACCCCACUGAAAAAUUUUUCUCCAUAAAAACACAUCUGCACACUAUCUGAGUACUGCUGUUUAGGUGUGACGUACUGUAAUUUUUUGUAUAUAUGGAAGGGCUGUCAACAAUUUUUUGACAGAAUGUAAGCAAAUGUAACAUUAAUAUUGAUGUUCGUGGUGCUAUUGACACUAUAAUUCCUGUAUUGUGCCAUUAAUAUAAAAUUGUUGCUAUUUUUAACACUAGGUGCAUUUUGUAAAAAGUCAGUAUUCUGUGAUACUGAGAGGAAGAGUUUUGUAAUGAUCAAAUGUUCCAGAGCAGCUUUUACAAAAAAAAAAGGAGCACUGUUAUUUUAUUGAACAUAAUCUGCAUUGAAAUUUGUUCAGUCCCAUAAUCAUGCCUGUGGUAUUAAGUCGGUAUCUAAGGCAGAUAAUAUUUGUUUCAGAAUAGGUUGUAGUGAGUUUUAUACUUAUUCAUUGAGAGUAUGAGACAGUAAACAGUAAAUUUCAAAACUGUGUUUAUGGUAUUUCCCCAUUUAACAACUUGAAACACAUUAUAUCUGUCUAAAAAUAAUUCUUCCAGAAAGUAGAGAGUAAAAUGGGUAGUGCUAUUGAUUUGAUUUGAUUUGAAUGGAUUUGAUAAAGCUGAUAUAUUGUGACUGGUUGAAUUGCUAAAUGCUAUAUCACAAUAGCAGUUGUUACUUUUUAAGAAUUUAUGCUCUGAAUUUAUGUUGUAAUAUAUUUGUGCAGAUUUUCAUUGAAAUAAAGACCAGUAAGUGGUUUCUAUA